GAGAGGGGGUUGUGUGCGUUGGAUAACGAGGUGGGUGGGCACCACUCUCAUUCCUUCUCUGUCUCCCUCUGUCUCUCUCUCUCUUCCUCUCUCUCUCCCUCUCUCCUUCUCUCUCCCCCACUCUCAGCAGUGUAUAAGUACAGAUCUGUGAUGGCCGGACCAUCACACAUUCAGUUCACUUUUACGCAGUGGAGAUGAGCGCUCGGAUAGCGAAAUCCAACCCGGCCAUGAAACUGAUAUUGCUCUUCACAGCUUCUCUUUCCUGGGCCUUCCAGCAGCAGGCCGUACCACCAAAGUACCAAUACCGUGACCCUGUGACAUCUGAACUCCUAAUGUGCGACCAGUGCCCUCCUGGUACGGCCGUGAAACAACACUGCACUGCUGACACACCCACUGAGUGCGAGGCCUGUCCGGAGAGGCAUUUUGCUGAGAACUGGCACUGGGGCGAUACGUGCCAAUACUGCACCUCGGUGUGCAAAGAGAGACAACUUGUGAAGCAACAGUGUAAUAGCACCCAUGACCAACUCUGUGAGUGUGCCCCAGGUUUCCACUUGGUGGUUGAGUUCUGCAUUACACACAGUGCCUGUCCACCUGGCCACGGAGUGACAGUUUCAGGUACACCAGUGAGUGACACGGUGUGUAAACGUUGUCCUCCUGGUUAUUUCUCCACCAGCGAUUCUGCCACCGAGCCAUGUCAGCCCCAUAGAAACUGCUCUGAUUUGGGCUUGAAGACACUGAGAUGGGGGACGUCCACUACAGACAGCCUCUGUGGCACGACAACACUGGAGUGCUCUCAGCAUCAGACUGUGUGCCAUAAUGAUGUGACCCUGUGUGAGGAGGCAGUCUACCAGUCACUCUCCUCACUGCGUCUAUCCUCGGUGCCCCUGGAGCGGUUGUUGGAGAGUCUUCCCGGGAGAAGAGUGGAUCGUAAGAGCCUGGAGAGGCUGAAGAAAGUGUGCUCUCCCCAGCAACAGGUCCUCCAGCUGCUGCGACUGUGGAGAGAACAAAACAAAGACCAGGACAAGUUGUAUGGCAUCAUACAAGGUGUGAACCAUUGUGAGAGGAAAGUCUCCCGCUGCAACAGCCUAAAAAACCUGACCCUAGAUGACCUCCUGAAGGUCACCAACAGCCUGCCAGGGGUUAAAGUUCAGCAGGAGGAUGUCCAGGCUGUGGUCUCUACCUGCCUACCCAGGCAGUACAUCCUGCAGCUUCUCCACCUCUGGAAGUCAGCAAACUAUGACCUGGAUCUAGCCAAAGGUCUGUCUCACAGUCUGCGGGUGAUGCGCAGCCAGGGAGCACCACGCUAUCUGCUGAGAGGCCUGAAGAGGAUUAGCCGCAUCAUAGGAACCACCUCAGCACACAAAAUGUUCCGUAAUAUGCUUCAGGAUGAUUUGUGUUUUAAGGCUCAUAAGCCAUUAAAUGAAUAGAGAACAUGGAUGUAAAAACACCAGAAUAUAUGUCAUCUAAAGAAUAAAAAGACACUAAUGCAAUGUCACAUAGUGAGCACACAAACAUAAAAAGACACAAUAAUGUCAGAAAAAAAAGUCUUUAAGAUAUCGCCAAAUGAUAUCAAGCUAUGCAUAAAGUGCCUUGAGGUAUCUUACCUAACUGUCACAUAAAGCCAAGAUGGGAAGGUAAAUUUGUCUUUGCCUCACUGAAUUUCUAUCAAAACCAUAUGCCAAAAUAUUUUGAUUAUAUGAGGUAACAAGGGAUGCUAAGAAAUUUACCCUCAGUCUAUAGAAUCUGUUUGCAGUGAUGAAUAUAAUAAGCCUAAAAAAAUAAAUAAAAAAAUCUGUGUACUCCAGGCAAACUGAAACAAAAAAUAGAAAAAAUGUUUCCUGGGAACUUUCUGACCAGAGUCUGUGAAAAAUGAAAAACUAUUUAAGAUGUAAAUAGCACACUAUUUUAUGGAAGAUAGGCUGGCUGAUGUUGUGUUUUUGUUAUUAUUGCUUUCUCGCUGACUGAGAGGAAGGAUUUGGUUUCAUAAUGAAAUACAUGUAUUUUCUACAGUUUUCCUUGGUUUGUUCUGGACUGCUGGCAAGUAAAGCUCAUCCGAUUUUUUUUAAAUUGUCAGCUUUAUGAAUGUACAAAGGAGUGCAAUGUGUUUUCUAUUUAAAAAAAAAAAAGUUUACUUUCUGAAUAUGUAAAGGCUUGUUUUUAUUACUUUAUCAGAAAUACUGGAUUCCAAAUGCUGCAAGUUCAUGAAGUGAUAUUUGUUUUAUAUUUUGUUUUAUCACUUUUAUAUUAUUAAAUGUAUGAUCUUUAUUGUAUAUAUGCCUGACUGGUCCUCUUUAAGCUCGUGUAACGUUGUGAACACUAAUGCCAAAUGAUCUGAUUAAAAUCAGUUUGUAAAAAUGCA
Messenger RNA from Larimichthys crocea (large yellow croaker), 2359 nucleotides. RefSeq names its product tumor necrosis factor receptor superfamily member 11B. The transcript is spliced from 6 exons. Gene Ontology annotation, molecular function: protein binding. The record is from RefSeq and is a predicted model, not a curated record. Bases 195 to 1427 code for a protein of 410 amino acids. Lineage: Eukaryota; Metazoa; Chordata; Actinopteri; Sciaenidae.